Molecule: messenger RNA, 1998 nt
Organism: Exophiala xenobiotica
Lineage: Eukaryota; Fungi; Ascomycota; Eurotiomycetes; Chaetothyriales; Herpotrichiellaceae
Exons: 4
Coding region: 69-1361 (430 amino acids)
Cellular component (GO): cytoplasm
Molecular function (GO): flavin adenine dinucleotide binding; electron-transferring-flavoprotein dehydrogenase activity
Source: RefSeq, a predicted model, not a curated record
CCACAACAUCAGAUACUUUAUAAGCCUGAUGAGCCUCAGUUGCCUCAGUUGCCUCAUUUCCAAUCUGUAUGAGGUUCGUGGCACGACGAUUACUUUCGGUCCGGCGAUCAUUCCCCCGGAAUCUCAGUAUGCCAUCAAACGAGGGGAUCGCAUCUACUCUACAUUCGAGUCCAUUUAAAGUCCUCGUCCUUGGGGGCUCAUACGCUGGACUCGGAGCGGCUUUGAAUCUGCUAGACCUAUGCGAAGGGAGAUCACCGCGGUUUGCUUCUCAGCCAGCGGAUACCAGCAAAUUCAGCAAGAUUCCUGUCAAAAUCACCCUUGUAGAUGAAAAGGACGGGUAUUUCCAUCUGAUAUCAUCGCCACUUGCGCUUGCCUCUGGAGAGUAUGCACCAAAGGCGUGGACAAAUUUCAGAGACAUUCCGGCGCUGAAGGACAUCCACUUCAUCCAAGGCAGCGUCAAAAAUGUGGACUGCGACAAGAAGCAAGCCGUGGUCACCGAGUCGGAGACAGGUUCGUCACUGGGAUUGGAAUACGACUUCCUCGUAGCAGCCACUGGUCUGCGUAGAGUAUGGCCGGUUGUUCCUCAGGCAAAGUCAAGACAGGCCUACCUGUCGGAGGCGGCAGAGCAUAUCGAAGCGGUGAGAAAAGCCAGAGACGGCGUUGUUGUCAUUGGUGGAGGUGCGGUCGGGAUCGAGAUGGCAGCCGAAAUCAAAUUGGUCAUGCCAGACCAGAAAGUCACCUUGAUCCAUUCUAGAGAAAAGCUUUGCUCUUCGGAGCCUCUUCCUGACGACUUCAAGGAAAGAUGCCUCAUCACCCUUCACGAAGCCGGAGUCGAGACGAUCAUGGGUCAACGCGUGCUGAGCACCAAAAGUUUCCCUUCAGAUGACGGCCAACCCAUCUGGGACUUAGUAUUGUCAGAUCAGUCGCGAAUUCGGGCUGGACAUGUGAUCCACGCCGUAUCACGAAGCAUUCCCUCGACCACUUACCUGCAUCAAUCAGCAUUGGACGAGGAAGGCUAUGUCCAAGUCACCGCACGGUUGAACGUCAUGCCGGAAGUGCCAAAUUCGCUACACCAUUUUGCAGUUGGUGAUAUUGCGAAGUGGUCGGGCAUCAAGCGUUGUGGUGCUGCGAUGCAUAUGGGACAAUACGCAGCGCAGAACAUUCAUCAGUUGAUGUUGGCCCAACAUCAAGGCAUCAAUCCGGAAUUCAUGGAGCUGAAAGAGAUCCCACCCAUGAUUGGGAUUGCAAUUGGCAAGCAAGCAGUGGCAUACUAUCCAUCUGACGGAACCACUUAUGGAGAAAGUGUUUUGAAGACCUGCUUCGGCGAUGAUCUGGGCAAUUCCAGUACGUCUUGUCGCUGAAGCAACAAUUUCUGAACCGGACUGACAACUUACCAGUUUGCUGGAAUUAUAUGCAGCUCGGGAAAGAGUGCCCUUCAUGAUAUGGUCAUGGGCGGACAUUUGCAGGUGGUUAGCCCGGAUUGAUGAACAGCGCUUUACGCCAGCACAGCUGGAUGUUCGAGGUGGACGAGAACUGGCAUCACAGCGUUCCACGUAGUUGCCAUACGGAAAGUACUAGGCGCAUAGAGGACUUGACAGGCUGCGAAUGGCGCUCCGACACAGCCACAGCCUUGGCCACAAUGCAGUGCUCAGCAAUGCCUGACUGCGCUUGAAGUGCGGCAUGGUUGCCUGGAGUCAGCUUCCGGUCUGGUAUGUCAUGCUCGGAAGGGGAAUUCCACUUGUUGUGUUUUCAUUUUUCAAUCUUUUCUUCUGAAAUGUUGGGCUGUCGAGGAGCCGAGCUCUUGAGCACACGCUUCCGAUAUCGCAACCACCACCGACCGCCAUCUUGUCUGCCGGCUGUUGCUGUUGGCGGAGGCUUGCACGGGCUUGAUCACAUUCGCGGCCUGGGACUGGCCCGGAAAGGUGCUUGUUCGGAGGAUGAGAAUCAGCGGUGGAUCGUCGAGCUCGGCACGUUACAGAAGAGGACUUUCGAUUGGAG